Messenger RNA from Macadamia integrifolia, 750 nucleotides. Its product is annotated as protein HIGH ARSENIC CONTENT 1, mitochondrial. The transcript is spliced from 6 exons. The coding region runs from base 95 to 502 and encodes 135 amino acids. Gene Ontology annotation, molecular function: catalytic activity. NCBI's taxonomy places the organism in Eukaryota, Viridiplantae, Streptophyta, Magnoliopsida, Proteales, Proteaceae. The record is from RefSeq and is a predicted model, not a curated record.
AUAUAUCUUCAUACAUUGAUUCAAAUAGGCCACCUGAGAUUGAAAAGCUUCAAUCUAGAAUCUAGACACAGCCGAUCAAGAAAAGCUUUCCUUCAUGGAUAUUCAAAAGAGCUCUGAAGAUGUUGUGACUGUUGAUGUCCAUGCAGCCAAACAUCUCCUAAUCUCAGGCCAUCAAUAUCUAGAUGUAAGGACAAUUGAAGAGUUCAACAAAAGCCACGUUGAGAAUGCCUUGAAUGUUCCUUACAUGUUUAUCACGCUAGAAGGUAGGGUUAAGAACCCUGAAUUUCUCAACCAGGUCGUAUCAGUUUGCAAAAAGGAGGACCAACUUGUAGUGGGUUGCAAUAGUGGUGGAAGAUCAUUGCGUGCUUGCGUUGAUCUUCUUAAUGCUGGAUUCAUGAAUGUAAGCAACAUGGGAGGUGGCUAUUCUGCAUGGGUGGACGAAGGACUAGCAGGGGACAAACCAGCAGAUGAGUUGAAAACCUCUUGCAAAUUCCGUCCUUGAAAAUCUUUCUGUAAUAGCAUCAACAAAUAGGUUUGAAAAAUAAAGUUGUUAGAUAUGUUUGAGAUAGCAAUUCUCGUCAAGCUAUAGACAUUAUAUAACCAUAAAAGGGACUUCGAGGAGGCUUCGCUACCACUUCCCCAUGUCUGGGUGUUGCGAACGUGGACGGGAAGAGUUCUUUCUCCUCUCCCACAAAGUUUAACAAUACAUUACAUUAAAAAAAGUAAAUAGAUGGCUAAAACUAAAUGUGA